Molecule: messenger RNA, 453 nt
Organism: Eurypyga helias (sunbittern)
Lineage: Eukaryota; Metazoa; Chordata; Aves; Eurypygiformes; Eurypygidae
Gene: SRGN
Product: serglycin
Exons: 3
Coding region: 1-453 (150 amino acids)
Source: RefSeq, a predicted model, not a curated record
AUGCCGGCCAAAAUGCAGCUCCUUAUCAGAUGUAACGGGAGGAUUUUCCUGGCUAUUUGUUUAAUCCUCUUUGUGGGAUACACGGCGCAAGGUGCUCCGAUGCAGAGGGCGAGGUACAAGAGAGUGAGGUGCCGAUCUGACUCCUGGUCUGCUAACUGCAUUGAGGAGAAGGGGCCCUGGUUCUACAUGCCCACCGGUGGAGCCAACAGGAUCCUUCCGCCCAUGGCAGACCCGUCCCUGAUGAAGAGGUACCAAGAACUGGGUGACAUAUUUCCACUCUCAGAUGAGGAGUCCGGCUCGGGGUCUGACACCGCAGUGGAAGCAGAGCCAGCCUCCGGGUCGGGGCUCGGUGACGGCGACGGCUUCUCCGAGGCGAACCUGCCCACCUUCCUAGCGGGCCUGCGAGAUGGCAAGCUGAAGCAAAAGCUAACGGAGGAGGAUUUGCUCCUGUAG